Messenger RNA from Cyprinodon tularosa, 4903 nucleotides. Its product is annotated as transmembrane protein KIAA1109 homolog. Gene Ontology annotation, biological process: synaptic vesicle endocytosis. Lineage: Eukaryota; Metazoa; Chordata; Actinopteri; Cyprinodontiformes; Cyprinodontidae. The coding region runs from base 187 to 4887 and encodes 1566 amino acids. The transcript has 30 exons. The record is from RefSeq and is a predicted model, not a curated record.
GACAGCUCCGGUAAGAACAGGAAGAGGGAUGCUAACUGGCAACCAGCCAUGUAAACAGUGAGCAGAGGAUGCUAGGUGUUAAAAGCGCCAGGCGGACAGCUGCUCCUGGUUAAUUGAAGCCAGGAUGAAACCUCUAACUGUACCUGGAGCAUUAAGUUCUCUGUGCUUAACUGAGCACCGGUAGCCAUGGAUGGUUCUAAAAACGCCUCCUUCCCCACCAUCGGGGAGCUGGAUGAUUAUCUUAAUGAGCACGAUUCGAACUUCAUCUGGCUGCUUGUUGCCACCAUUCUGUCCUGUGGAUGGAUCAUCUAUUUAACUUACUACAACUCUCGCAACAUCGGCCUCUUCCUCACCCUUAUCAUCAACAGACUUUACAAGGAUGGCUACAUUCACAUCGGUUCCUUCUCCUUCUCAGUUCUGUCAGGAAAAGUCAUGUUCAGAGAGGUCUACUACAUCAACCAGGACAUGUCCAUCAGGAUUCAGGACGGCUUUCUCAUAUUUCGCUGGUGGAAAAUGUACAACCCGAAGCAGAAGCAGCACGAUCCAAAAGCAGAGACCAGGCUUUAUGUGACGGUCAACGGCUUCGAGUUUCACGUCUACAACCGGACCGACCUCUACGCGCGGCUUCAGGAGACGUUUGGCCUGGAGCCCACGCUUCUCACCACCAAGAAGGAGGAGGAGCGGGGACAGGAGGAGCGGGCCGAACCCCUGGAGAGUGUGAACAUCAGUGCGGAGAGUCCAGAGCCCACGUCGUCAUGGCGAUCCCUCAUCCCUGUGAUUAAACUCAACAUCAGCACGGGCCGCGUGGCGUUCGGGAACCACCACCUCCCUCAGACGCUGUGUGUGAACUUUGAAGACGCCUUCCUUACGUACGCCACCAAGCCGCCGUCCAGCCACCUGGACCAGUACAUGCACAUCGUGAAAGGAUCGCUGGAGAACGUGCGCGUCAUGCUGGUUCCCAGUCCGCGCUACCUGGGAAUGCAGAACGACGAACCCCCCCGACUGAUGGGCGAAGGCUUCGUGGUGAUGCAGUCCAACGACGUUGACAUCUACUACUACCAGGACGAACCAGGUCUGGUCCCGUUGGAGCAGGAGGGAGGGGGGGAGGCAGAGACGAGCAGCGAGGAAGAUAAACUGCAGGACCUUCCUCCAUGCUGGGGGCUCGACAUUGUUUGUGGUAAAGGAACCGACUUUAACUACGGACCGUGGGCCGACCGGCAGAGGGAUUCCCUCUGGAAGUUCUUCCUCCCGGCCGACUACCAGGUCAUGGACGUGAGCGAGGUCCCACAGCCGGGAAAACCCAGACAGAUCCAAGCCUUCGAGCUCCGCAUGAACAUCAUCGCCGACGCCACCAUCGACCUGCUGUUCACCAAAAACAGGGAAACCAAUGCCAUCCAUGUGAAUGUAGGCGCAGGCUCGUACCUGGAAGUCAACAUCCCCAUGACUGUGGGAGAGAAUGGCUACUCUCCCACCAUCAAAGGUCAGCUGCUCCACGUGGACACCACCAGCAGCAUGCAGUUCAGGACCCUCCUGGAGGCGGAGAUGUUGGCUUUCCAUGUGAUCGCCAGCUACCCCCGCGUGUGGAAUAUGCCCCAGUCCUGGCAGUGCGAGAUCGAGGUCUACAAGGCCACCUACCACUUCAUCUACGCUCAGAAGAACUUCUUCACAGAUUUGAUCAAGGACUGGGCGAGCGACAGCGCCCCAGACAUCUACUCCUUUGUUCCCUAUUCCUGGAAGUUCAAGAUUCUCUUCCACCAGUUUGAGAUGAUCUGGGCAGCAAACCAGCACAACUGGAUCGAUUGUUCCACCAAGCAGCAGGAGAACGUGUACCUGGCAGCCUGUGGCGAGACGCUCAAUAUAGACUUCACUCUGCCUUUCAACGAGUUCGUUCCGACCACCUGCCACACCCGCUUCAGCCUCAGGGCCGAGGAUACAGACAUGCGACUGUCUCUUCCAGAGUGCCACCCGAGCCGCUACCCCCUCCUCACUUUGGCCAAAGACUACCAGAACAUCAAGCUGCCGCCUGACAUGUUUGUGUCCGGGGAGAACCAGGGAGGGCCCCCUCCGAAGCCUGGGAAGCUGCGCUGGAGGCACAUCACCAAUGAAGCUGGCUGGGUGGACUGCUGGAGCGUUCCAAACUUCCUGCUCAUCAUCGACUACACCUGGCACCCCAUUUAUCCCCAGAAGGCAGACGAACAGCUCAAACAGUCAUUCUCUGAGAUGGAGGAGUCCAUGCUGUCGGCCCUGCGGCCCCCUGAGCAGAGCUCAGCUCCGCGCUACACCUCCAGCUCCGCUUCGGCCGCUCACAGCCGGGCCCCCGCCGACCCGUCGGAGCUGCCCCCCGACAGACUUCACGUGGAGAUGGAGAUUUCCCCGGAUUCUCAAGUUCUUCUCUACGGGCCGAUGCUGCGAGCCCUGCUGGCCAUCAAGGAAAACUACUUCGGGGAAGACGACAUGUACACGGACUUCGAGGAGGCCGUGUCCAGCCCGGUUCUGUCCACGGCGACGUCCUCGGGCCUUGGCUGGAUGGAUGACGGCGAGCAGAAGGACGGCUCAGACGCCCACCCUCUGGACCUGCGUCCCUGGGACAUCACGGUGCUCAUCAACCUCUACAAAGUCCACGGCCGGCUGCCGCUGCACUGCAGCAGCGAAGGUCCAGAAGGCCCGUCUGGCUUCCUGGAGCGGCUCUGCUUUGAAAUGAAGAAGGGUUACAAGGAAACCAUGCUGCAGAUGAUCCUGUCGCCCAUUCACAUCUUCGUCAGCGACAACUACCAGCGGCCCACGGCGGACGGAGUGCUGAGAGACGGCCACCUGAGUCUCUCCGGGCUGCAGAUGAGGGCCCACGCCAUGUUCUCCGCACAGGGCCUCCCAGUGGCCAGCGACACCUUGGAGUACGCGUGGCUCAUCGACGUGCAGGCCGGGGCGCUGAGCGGCAGGGUCACGGUUCCUCAGCUGGCCAGCGUGGUGGAGUGGGCGGAGACCUUUGUUUUCCACGUGGUUUCUCAAGAGUUCCAGCUGGAGCAGCCAAAGCCCUCCAUCGUCUGCCAGCACGGCGUUGAUCGCCGCAUCUGUGACGCCAAGCUGAGCUGCCUGCCUGGUCACUGCCGCACAUCUGAGGAGCUGAAGUACACCAUGACCCGGCUGGCCGUGGACGGAGCCGACCUCUUCAUCGUGGAGCACGGUUGUGCUGCCAACGUCAGGACGGGCAUCAUCCGAGUCGCCAACUGCAACCUGCACAACCAGGCGGUGGGGGAGGGGAUCAGCGCCGUGGUGCAGGACGUGAACAUCCGCCAGUACAUCGAGCAGCUGGCCGGUCAGGGUCAGGGUCUGGGUCAGCCCCCGCUGCUGCGCCGCUCCGUCUGGCUGGAGGCGGGUUCGGUCAACCUGAACCUCGUCACGGCGGAUAUCGCCCUGGCCGCCGACCACCCGGCCAAAUGUGAAGUCCAGAGACAGUUUCUGGAGCUGCAUGACGCCCAAACCAAGAGGCUCUGGUUCCUGUGGCCCGAAGACGCCAACAUUCGCACCAAACGAAGCCGGAACCGCUGCGGCUGCCUGGGAGGCUGCAGGUUCUUUGGAGGAACCAACAUGGGUCUGGACUUCUUCAGGCUGGAGGAGCUGACGCCCUCCUCCUCGACGGCCUUCGCCUCCUCCAGCGCCGAGUCGGACAUGAGCUACGGCCAGUCGCUGCUGCAGCCUGGGGAGUGGAUCAUCACCAAGGAGACGCCUAAAGUGGACGGUAAGGUUGUUGGGAUUAAAAGAGACACGCACUCCCCCAACCUGCCCCCCGAGCUUCCAGAGAGGCGUGGUCAGCAACACCUCAGCCUUCAGGUUCCUCAGCGCUCCCACAGCUCCGCCUCUUCCUCAGAGGAAAACAGCUCGUCCAGCGCCGCCUUGCCUCUGCUGGCUGCAGGGAGAGACUCCCCCUUACCGAGCACCGAGGAGCGCGCCCUCCCCGUCUGCGGCAGGAACCAUACAGACGCUUUGGGGGACGUCCCAGAGGUCUCCCCCGUCUCCCCCAACAGCUCCCAGGAUCGUGUCUCUGUACGAUCGCCUCUCUGCUCUCCCCUCAAGCGGCAGUCUUCCGUCCACUCCGGCCGGCUGGGCAGCACUAAGAGCCUCUCUGCUGCCCUCUUCGCUGACAAGCCGCCCCCGGUGCUCUCCGGUGGCGUCUGCGGCGUCCAGUUCAGCAGCGAGGUUUCCCGCAGCGACGAGAACGUCCUGGACUCCCCUCGCCAGCGCCGAAGCUACGGCUCCUUUCCCUUCACGCCGUCUGCCGACUCCAACUCCUUCCAUCAGUACCGCUCCGCCGACUCCAGCAUGUCUGUGGCCGAGAGCGAGGCGUACUACUCGGCCACCGAAGACUUUGAGCCAAUCAGCAGCGCCGACGAGGGUCCAGGGACGUACCCAGGCCGUAAGAAGAAGAGGAGGCAGCCGCCGCAGCAGCCUCCGUACCACAUGGAGAACUACAGCCGGAGCUCCAUCUACCACAGCGUUGAAGGACCCCUCACCUAUGUCCUCAACGGGGAGCUGAUCACCGAGCCGCGCCCUCUACCUCCGCCCCCCAUCCUGCCCCCGCUGCCUUCACAGCCCUUGGCCACCCACACCUCCCAGGCCUCCUUCGUCUCGGCCCUGGCCAUGGAGGAGGAAAGCUCUGUGGAGACGGAGAAGAUGGCUGAGCCCGGCCCGGUCACCUGCCAGCCCCACGUCAUGGCGUGCUACCAGAACUACCUGGGCCACUAUCAGGUUUCAAACUGGUCCGUCAAGCAGCCGACCAAUAAGAGGACUUCUAAAUCCUCCCUGCAUCGACCUCUGGAUCUGGACACGCCCACUAGUGAAGAGAGCUCCGCCUCCUUCGACCAGCUGUCGGUUCCCAUCUUUAAGGUCUGACUUCAGUCCAGAGCCG